Tachysurus fulvidraco (yellow catfish) is the source of this 3211-nucleotide messenger RNA. Its product is annotated as multiple PDZ domain protein. Lineage: Eukaryota; Metazoa; Chordata; Actinopteri; Siluriformes; Bagridae. The coding region runs from base 10 to 2436 and encodes 808 amino acids. The record is from RefSeq and is a predicted model, not a curated record. The transcript is spliced from 17 exons. Gene Ontology annotation, molecular function: protein binding.
UUCCUUGAUAUGCACCGGGCCAUCCAAUCAAAACAAGAUGUUAAGGCAAGCCGAGCUACUGCCAUCCAGUCGAAACAGGAAAUGAAACUGGGCAAAGCUACUGUCGUCCAAUCUAAACAGGAAAUGAAACCUGGCCAAGCUACUGUCAUCCAAUCAAAACAGGAAAUAAAACUAGGCCAAGCCACUGUAGUCCAAUCAAAAAAGGAAAUAAAAGUAGGCCAAGCCACCGUCGUCCAAUCGAAACAGGAAAUGAAAAUGGGACGAUCCACUGCUGCCCAAGCCUUACAGGGACAAACACUUGACACAGCCUUUACAAAGUUGGGCUGUAAUCCUGAACAAAGCAAAGUAGAAGGAGGAAGAGUGAUUGAAAAAUCCUGUCGAGAAAGAGCGAAGGAGCAAGCAGAGAACACAACGCUUACAAGAUGCCGUCAUGACGGAGAGAGAAAAGAGGAACAGAAACUGAAGGCAAGAGGUAGAACACUUUCACCGCAAGCAAGGGGAUGGAGAAAAGAAGAGACAGAAAGAGAGACAGAGGACAAGAAGAGGCAAAGAAGUGGACAUCCCAGGAGAGUGACACUGAUCAGGACAAAUGGAGAAAGUCUUGGCAUCAGUGUGACUGGGGGGCGGGGCAUGGGCCGUCGCCUCAGCAACGGAGAAAUAAGGCGGGGCAUCUUUAUAAAACACAUCUCUGAGCACAGUCCAGCCGCUAGAGACAACACACUGACACCAGGAGAUCAAAUAUUACAGGUUGGAGGUGUGGAUGUGAGGGAUUUCACUCAUGAAGAAGCGGUGGAGGCCAUUCGACAGGCAGGACACAAAGUGGAACUGUUAGUGCAGAACUCACAGGUUUCAGACUUUGUCAUGUGCAAUAAAGAACAAUCAUCUCAACAAAAUCACUUGUUUUUAGGAAACAGUGUGUUGAAAAACCCUCCACCACACCCAGUUCUACCUCCGGUAAAGCUUCCCUCAGAUCCUGUCAGCCUGUUAACAGAUGGAGUAACAACCAAAAGUGUUUUAGAAAGACUGCAUGAUCCAUCAGAGAGUAAACAGCACUGCCAACAGGGACCAGAGUCAUACUGGGGUUCUAUGUUGCAGAAAUAUAGUAGUUUGCCAGGUGAGCUAAAACUGGUAGAGCUCGACUGCAGCACACGCAAUUCUGGUCUGGGAAUUUGCGUGUCAGGAAGCAGAGAUGGAAGAAGGAUAGUGUACGUCUCAGAAAUACGUCCUGAAGGAGCCGCCGCUGCUGACGGGCAAAUCAGUGUGGGAGAUGAGCUGCUUGAAAUAAAUGGGCAGAUUUUAUAUGGUCAGAGUUACCAGAAUGCAGCUGCUGUUAUCAACAGUACUUCAUCUAAAGUUAAGAUUGUAUUGAUCAGAAAUAAAACUGCACUAAAGCACACAUCAACUGGAUCAAUAACGCAGGCAGAAAACCACACCAUCACAUCACCCUUGGAUGUGGAUAUCAAAACAGAUAAAGAACAUAAGCCUGAUACAACUGGGAUUCAGGAGGAAAGGAUGAGAUUAGAUAAACCGAAGCCUUGUCCCACCAAGACUCAGAGUCCUCCAGUUUCCUUCAUAGCUUCAUCCAACCACAACCCUCUGCAUGAUCCUACUCCUUUCUUCUCUCUCAUCUCAACAACCAGUCAUGUUCCACCCACAUCUCUCAACACAACAGCCAGUCAUACACACACUAUUCACCACAAACAAGCCUACUGUCAUUCCACGAAGAGUCCCUCGUCCUCUGGAUUACGGAGCUCCUCUUUCUGUUCUGCAUGCAGUAUGAGAUCAGACCCCAUGACAUGUCCCAUCAUCCCUGGCUGCAUAAACAUCAUAGAUAUCUGUAAAGGACACUCCAGUCUGGGCCUUACCAUUGUGGGUGGCUGCAACACAAUAUUGGGAGUGAUUCUGAUCCAUGAGGUGAAUGAAGGAGGUGCUGCUCACAGAGAUGGGAGAUUAAUGGCAGGAGACCACAUCCUUGAGGUGAACGGUAUUGACCUGAGAAUGGCUAGUUAUGAGGAGGCUCUAAGUGUCCUGCGCUUGAGUCCCCAACAUGUACGCCUCUGUGUGUACAGACACACCUCCACACACACCUUCCCCAGUCAAGCUACACACACUCAUGAGGAUAUGUGGGAACUUUUCACUGUGGACCUGCAGUUACAAUCAAGCCAGGAGCUGGGCAUGAGCGUUGUGGGUAAAAGGAAUGACACGGGGAUAUUUGUGUCCGAGAUAAGUCAAGGAGGCGUGGUUGAGUUAGAUGGGAGACUUUCACUUGGUGAUCAGAUUCUGUCAAUAAAUGGAGAGGACAUCAGAGCUGUGACUCAAGACUAUGCCCACUCACUACUACAGAGAUGCAGUGGAUCAGUGUUGCUGGAGGUAGCACGUUUUAGAGCUACUCCACAUUAUCCAUAUGAGUGCCAGAAUAAUCUUCCCGGUUGGUGAUGCUGAAUUCCUGUUUCCUUUCUCCUGCUUCUUGUUACCCUUCGGGAGCGCUGGAGGAUUUAAGACGCAACAGUGGCAUCGCACACAUGACUCUGAUGACACACUGGAGAUGUUUACUGCCCUCUUGUAAAAAUCUGGAUAGCGUCAUCUUUUAAAUCUUUAUAGAAUGCCGUUUAAGCUCUGUGAUGGACGACUUAAUAUAUAUAUAAUUUGUGUUCGUUCACCUGAAGCCAUUAAAACCUCAUCGGGUGCAAACUAACCUUCGACAUUUUCCCACGAGCUUCAGCUUCACUUUCCAAAUAAUUCACGUUGCUGUAAAUACAUAAAACGAGAAAUUCCUGCUCUGCAUAUUAAAAGCAAAACAUCACAGUUUUACAUUAGCUGUUGUAUAACACAGCAUAUAAAGCCCAGUCUCUAAAUAGUUUCUAAUUAUUGAGUAGAAAUGAUGACAAAGACUCCAAAGACGCUCUUUGAAAUAAUUUUACUUUAUUGUUAUACUUCAGAUCUUGGAAAUUAUAUUUAUAAUCGCUUUGCUUCGCUCCUUUACCAUCUAAUCAGAUAUUAGCCUAACGUCUGGGCAGCGGUGGGUGAAGUGCCGAAGUCAAGGCUCUGGGUUGUUGGUCAGAAAGUUAGGAUUCAAGCCCCUGCACCAUCAAUCUGCCACUGUUGGGCAAUUAAGCAAGCCUCUUAACCCUCUCUGCUUUAGAGGGACUAUUUUAUUACUGCCCCUGCUCUCUGACCCCAACUGGUGGCGAUAAUAAAGGCUUCUUCACCA